UCGCAGGGGGCGUCUCUCUCUCUCUCUCUCUCUCUCUCUCUCUCUCUCUCUCUCUCUCUCUCUCUCUCUCUCUCUCUCUCUCUCUCUCUCUCUCUCUCUCUCUCUCUCUCUCUCUCUCUCUCUCUCUCUCUCUCUCUCUCUCUCUCUCGCUCACUCUCACACGCCCUCGCGCAAACAAUCGACUGAGGAGAAAGGGGGUAUGGGAUGUGCUGUGCUGCCUUCUGACGUCACCGACUCCUCUGCACUCGGAACUGCCAGCCAGUCAGCGUUAGGGAUGCUCUGAGGAAAGACUGCAGCAUCUCCACCGAGAGAGGACAAAAAAAAAUCGCAUCUCUCUUCUUCUUCUCCAGCAGCUUUGUUUCCGUCCACAGCUUCUCCCCUCCGGACCCUUACCACCGACAACCCGACCCCCCUCACCACCACCGCGCACCUUCGGGUGUUUACAUGACCGCGUUGAGCCCAUAAGGAUCAAAAGAACGACAAAAAAGCAGUUUUUUAUUCUGCCGUCCUUUUUUCUUCCUUUUACACCCGAAUUGAUUCCUGCCUCCUUUUUUUGUUGUCCCGGUUGUGCGUGUGUUUUAUUUAUCGCUUUAUUCCCCGCGCCCGUCGCUGCACCGAGGACCACGGAGAAGCGCCAUCAUCCCGCACACACUGCCUGACAUGUGUACGCGCUUUUAUGUUGCCGCGGAAUGACAUAUCCUACACCACGUAUCACGGGGUUGAUGGCCGACUGACGCAGCAUUUGUACGUCAAGUAGAGUUUAGACUUAUUUACGGAGAGGCGAGAGAAAAAAAAAGGCUUCGAGGAUCUGUUUUUUUUGGAGCAAACAUCCGCCCGCUCCUGCAUCGCCUCACGGGCUAAACACACGCGUCCUGCAUACUGCCUAGCAUCUCCUCGCGUCGGCGACACAGCAACGCACCGCGACACCGACCACGGUCGCGUUUCUUUUUUGAAUUCCCUAAAUCGCCUUUUCGUCCUCUGAGGAAGACUCCCCGUGCGGAAGGCUACGUCGCGUUGCGUUACUAGGGGGGAUUUAAACGCAACAGUCGCAUCCUUAAAACCAAGCUUACAAAAUGAUGGCCGGCGGAGCAGUACAACAAAACGGGAUUUUCUCAAAUCCUCACCACCACAAUCAACAACCGCACAUGGAGUCCGACCCUCCGGAUUCCCGUAAGAGACCGCUCGAGACCCCCACGGAGGCGAGCAGCACUAAGCGCACCAACACAGGAGUGGCCUACCUGCAGCCCCUUUUUGAAACUGAAGCCAUUGUAUUCCCUCACCAAGAAACUGAAACUCAUGAGGAAGGCGAGUACUUCCUGAAGGUGCUGAUCCCCAGCUACGCGGCCGGCUCCAUCAUCGGGAAAGGAGGCCAGACCAUCGUCCAGCUGCAGAAGGAGACCGGAGCCACCAUCAAGCUGUCUAAAUCCAAAGACUUCUACCCUGGUAAGACAGCAGCCACUCUGUUGGCUCCACACAGCCCCCAAAACACAGACCUCCCUCCCAGGCGGCCUUGUCUCACGAUGGGGGGGCAGGGGGGCCACGAUGACGACCAUGACGAUGAUGAGGAUGAUGUCAUGGCGUGGGUCGCAGGGACCUAG
Molecule: messenger RNA, 1598 nt
Organism: Gadus macrocephalus (Pacific cod)
Lineage: Eukaryota; Metazoa; Chordata; Actinopteri; Gadiformes; Gadidae
Product: RNA-binding protein Nova-1-like
Exons: 5
Coding region: 1074-1598 (174 amino acids)
Molecular function (GO): RNA binding
Source: RefSeq, a predicted model, not a curated record